CAUUUUCGGAGCCCAUAAAUAUUCUUCACACACCAGACAUCUCAACCCUUCUUUCUUUCUCUCUCUAGAACCGCUCUCUUUCUGAAACAACAGAUGUUAGAAAUACACUUGGUCCAAUCUGUUUGGUAACUGAAUUUCCAUUUGCUAAUCCAAUUAACAAAAUUGAAAGAACAAAGAAAAAAGGUAGUGGGGAGGCAUAGUCCGCACUCUGUUCUUAUUCUUCUUAUUGUGCCUCCCCUCAGAUCUUAGUUUUCUGCAAGAUUUGGCAUCUGCGUUUUGCUUCAACCGGUUCGUUAUGGGGCAAUUUCGAUCCAAAGUUCGGAUCUUUUUAUAAAUUUUCUGGGGGGUUUGGAUCUUGCUGAGUUUUCUGAUUGAAAUUGUACGCGGGUUUGUCUUUUUCAGGUUUGCUUUAGUUGUGGGUCAGUUAUUUGAUCGAUGAACGAUCCGAUGAUUUUGAAUUGAAUCGGAGAUAUUGAUUUUUGUGUUGGCGACAGAGUUGGUCGGCUUGUAGUAAACAUAACAAUAAGAACAAUGCAAUCUGAUAGUGGUAAGUUAUUUAUCGGUGGAAUAUCUUGGGACACAAAUGAAGAGCGUCUCAAGGAGUAUUUUAGUUCAUAUGGGGAGGUGGUAGAAGCUGUUAUUAUGAAGGAUCGGACAACAGGUCGUGCUCGAGGUUUUGGCUUUGUUGUUUUUGUGGACUCGGCUGUUGCAGACAGGGUCAUAAAGGAGAAGCAUAACAUUGAUGGAAGGAUGGUUGAGGCAAAAAAGGCCGUUCCUAGGGAUGACCAAAACAUUUUGAGUAGAAACAGUGGUAGUAUACAUGGCUCUCCUGGUCCUGGCCGAACUAGAAAGAUAUUUGUUGGAGGUUUGGCAUCCACAGUCACUGAGAGUGACUUCAAGAAGUACUUUGAUCAGUUUGGGACAAUCACAGAUGUUGUGGUGAUGUAUGAUCACAACACCCAGAGGCCUAGAGGCUUUGGAUUCAUUACUUAUGAUUCAGAGGAAGCAGUGGACAAGGUUUUGGUCAGGAACUUUCAUGAACUAAACGGUAAAAUGGUCGAGGUCAAGCGUGCAGUUCCCAAAGAGUUAUCCCCAGGUCCCAGUCGCAGUCCACUUGGUGGAUACAACCAUGGUCUGAAUAGGGUCAAUAGCUUCCUUACUGGCUAUAAUCAAGGAUAUACUCCAAGUACUGUUGGAGGCUAUGGACUUCGAAUGGAUGGUAGAUUAAGUCCAGUUGCUGGUGGCAGAAGUGGCUUUCCUCCAUUUGGUUCUGGUUAUGGAAUGGGUAUAAAUUUUGAGCCGGGGUUGAGCCCAGGAUUUGGGGGGAGUGCAAAUUUUAAUAGUAAUCUGAGCUACGGACGGGGAUUAAACCCUUAUUUUGUUGGUAACUCGAAUAGGUUUAGUAGUCCAAUUGGGUAUGACGGUCGUAAUGGGGGAAACUCCUCCUUUUUCAGCUCAGUUACUCGAAAUCUUUGGGGGAGUGGAGGGCUUAAUUAUGGUACCAACUCUGCAAGUUCCAGUGCAUACCAGGGAUCAGGACGUGGGAGCAUUGCAGAAGGUACAUUUUCUAAUGCCGGAGUUAAUUGGGGAUCUUCAGGAAUUUCUACUCAAGGUGGAAAUAAUGUUUCUAAUAAUAGUGGGAACAUUGGUUAUGGAGGUGGUGAUAACAGUUAUGGUUUGGGAACAGGAGGUUACGGAAGAAACAGUGGUACCAAUGUGGCCCAAACAUCAUCUUAUACUCCAUCAAAUGGUGGUUUUGAUGGGGCCUUUGCUGACUUCUAUAGUGGUGGUUCAGGAUAUGGGGACGCUACUUGGCGAUCAUCAAAUGCUGAACGAGAUGGAUCUGGUCCCUUUGGCUAUGGGCUCAGUAGUGCUGCUUCUGAUGUCUCUGCUAAAACUCCUCCUGGUUAUGUUGGUGGUUAUAGUGUUAAUAAGAGAGAGUCAAAUAGAGGAAUUGCUGCAUAGGAGGAUCAUUUGGGUUUCACAAUGUUGUAGGUGAAGAUAAUCUGGUGAAGCAGGUGAAUUGUGAAUUUCACACAACCCAUGGUUUAUAUAUUUCAGUUAAAAAUUUAAGGAGAUUUGGUUAUGUAGGGCUAACUAAGUGCCUGAGUUGAAGAAUCGAAUUUAGAUAUAGAAGUUACAGGGAUUUUGUGUUAAGGCUUGGGUUUUUGAGUUACCAUUUUUAGGUUUGGUACUUGAGUGAGAUGUAAAAUCAGGUUGCGGGAUGUAGUCGGGAAGUGUAUUAUGCAUCUCUGGUGAGGCGGCAAUACAUAAACAGAUAGAUUUUGAUAGUUUUUGUUUCCAUAUUUUGAUAUGUAAUUUCUCUGGCAAAGUUGUGGGUUCUGGUCAGGGAUGCAUUAUUUUCUCUUUGCUCCCAUCAAUUUGGUUUGUUUUUAUUUUUUAUUUUUGGCAGUUUGUACUGAGGUUCUUGUUCGAUUACUAGUGUGAAACAUUUCGGGGAUACCUAUUUUGGGAUCCCAUGAAUAAGUUACUCAAGAUGCUGAUUCUUUUUUUC
This is a messenger RNA of Carya illinoinensis, 2515 nucleotides long. Its product is annotated as heterogeneous nuclear ribonucleoprotein 1. Gene Ontology annotation, molecular function: RNA binding. Lineage: Eukaryota; Viridiplantae; Streptophyta; Magnoliopsida; Fagales; Juglandaceae. The record is from RefSeq and is a predicted model, not a curated record. The transcript has 4 exons. The coding region runs from base 532 to 1965 and encodes 477 amino acids.